Messenger RNA from Zonotrichia albicollis (white-throated sparrow), 2146 nucleotides. It is a transcript of the gene ALAS1, whose product is annotated as 5'-aminolevulinate synthase 1. NCBI's taxonomy places the organism in Eukaryota, Metazoa, Chordata, Aves, Passeriformes, Passerellidae. Gene Ontology annotation, cellular component: mitochondrial matrix; mitochondrion. Gene Ontology annotation, biological process: erythrocyte development; hemoglobin biosynthetic process; heme biosynthetic process. Gene Ontology annotation, molecular function: pyridoxal phosphate binding; 5-aminolevulinate synthase activity. The record is from RefSeq and is a predicted model, not a curated record.
CCUGCGCCGCGCCCCCGGCUCUAUAAAGGCGGCAGUGCGAGAACGCAGCGCGGUGUCGCCUUCCCGUCGCCAGUGUCGCUUUGCCGUCACCUCCGGUGUCCCGUCCGAUAGCGAGGAUGGAGGCGGUGGUGCGGCGCUGCCCGUUCCUGGCCCGUGUGUCCCAGGCGUUCCUGCAGAAGGCUGGGCCGUCGCUGCUGCUGUACGCCCAGCACUGCCCGCGUAUGAUGGAGGCGGCCCCGCCGGCCGCCCGCGCCCUCGCCACGUCCGCCGCCCGCGGGCAGCAGGCGGAGGAGGAGACCCCCGCGGGCCGCCGCGAGGCCAAGAAUGUCAAAGAAGUGGCCCAGCAGAAUGCAGAGGGAGCCCAGCUUCCUGCUGGCCACCCACCUGCCAGCAGUAGCCAGAGUACAGCUACCAAAUGCCCGUUCCUGGCAGCUCAGAUGAACCACAAGAAGAGCAAUGUUUUCUGCAAAGCCAGCCUGGAGCUGCAGGAGGAUGUGCAGGAAGUGCAGGCUGACAGGAAAGGUACAGAAUUUGCCAAAAUACCAAGCACUUCCACAGUGAGAAAGAUUGAGGCUGAGGGAGCAGAGCAGAGUGGCUUGCUCGAGAAGUUUAAGGAUAUUAUGCUGAAGCAAAAACCGGAAAGCGUCUCUCAUCUGCUUCAGGAUAACUUGCCAAAAUCUGUCUCCACCUUCCAGUAUGAUCAAUUCUUUGAGAAGAAGAUAGAUGAGAAGAAGAAGGAUCACACCUACCGGGUGUUCAAGACCGUGAACCGCAAGGCGCAGAUCUUCCCCAUGGCAGACGACUACACCGACUCCCUGAUCACCAAGAAGGAGGUGUCAGUGUGGUGCAGCAAUGACUACCUGGGCAUGAGCCGGCACCCUCGUGUCUGUGGAGCAGUGAUGGAAACACUGAAACAACAUGGUGCUGGAGCAGGAGGCACCCGAAACAUAUCAGGAACAAGUAAAUUCCAUGUCGACUUGGAAAAAGAACUAGCUGAUCUUCAUGGAAAAGAUGCAGCACUGCUGUUCUCAUCUUGCUUUGUAGCCAAUGACUCCACUCUCUUCACUCUAGCUAAAAUGCUGCCAGGCUGUGAGAUCUACUCUGAUUCUGGAAACCAUGCCUCCAUGAUCCAGGGGAUCUGUAACAGCAGGGUGCCAAAACAUAUAUUUCGCCAUAACGAUGUCAACCAUCUUCGAGAGCUAUUGAAAAAGUCUGAUCCAUCCACCCCUAAAAUUGUUGCAUUUGAAACUGUUCACUCCAUGGAUGGUGCUGUUUGUCCUCUGGAGGAGCUGUGUGAUGUGGCCCACGAGCACGGGGCCAUCACCUUUGUGGAUGAGGUGCACGCUGUGGGGCUGUACGGAGCCCGAGGAGGCGGGAUAGGAGACCGGGACGGAGUCAUGCACAAGAUGGACAUCAUCUCUGGAACGCUGGGCAAAGCAUUUGGCUGCGUGGGAGGCUACAUCUCCAGCACGAGCUCCCUGAUCGACACGGUUCGCUCGUACGCGGCCGGGUUCAUCUUCACCACAUCGCUGCCGCCCAUGCUGCUGGCCGGGGCGCUGGAGUCGGUGCGCACGCUCAAGGGCGCCGAGGGCCAGGCGCUGCGCCGCCAGCACCAGCGCAACGUCAAGCUCAUGAGGCAGAUGCUGAUGGACGCGGGGCUGCCUGUGGUGCACUGCCCCAGCCACAUCAUUCCCAUCAGGGUUGCAGAUGCUGCUAAAAAUACAGAGAUCUGUGACAAGCUGAUGAGCCAGCACAGCAUCUACGUCCAAGCCAUCAACUACCCAACGGUUCCCCGUGGAGAGGAGCUGCUCCGAAUCGCCCCUACACCUCACCACACCCCCCAGAUGAUGAGUUACUUUAUCGAAAAACUGCUGGCUACAUGGAAGGAUGUUGGUCUGGAGCUGAAACCACACUCCUCAGCUGAGUGCAAUUUCUGUCGACGACCCCUGCAUUUUGAAGUGAUGAGUGAAAGAGAACGAGCCUACUUCAGUGGCAUGAGCAAACUAGUAUCUGUCAGUGCAUGAGAGCAGCAGUGUCAGUUGUUGUCCAGCUCUAGGAUGGAGUCAGUAGCAUUUUUUAAUUGCUCAAGUAUUUUAAUUGUAGUUGAAGCACUACGCUCUGAAAAUAAAUGUCAAGAGCCAUGAUG